UGCCUCCAUAGCAAGCCUCGCCGAUGCCUCUCCCUUGUGAGCCCCUCUGCCACUUCGGUGGGAGGUUGUACUUCACAUCCUUCCCGCACCCACCGCCCCGCCCAGAUGCACUUAACGAGCUUGCAAGAGACCCCACAAAUCAUCCCGAUAUCCGUGGAGUACCUAGAGGAUCAUCGUCGACGACGCCAGAAGAUGACGCGCAGUAUUGGUACUUCACCAUCGACGACCAACUCCUGUAUCUAUCUUUCUUCCAGGAUUGGGGACCGUUGAACCUGGCGAUGGUCUACAAGGCAUGCAUCCUGAUUCAUGAGAUACUCGGGGAUCCGGCGAUCAUGAAUCAUCGCAUCGUCCUCUACUCGUCAAGCGAUCCUCGUAGGAAGGCGAACGCGGCCCUACUCAUGGCUCUCUAUGUGAUGGUGGUUCAGCAACGGCCGCCUUGGGAAGCCUUCCACCCUAUCGCGGAGCUCGAGUUCAUGCCGUUCAGAGACGCCGGAAGGGGACGCUCAGAUUUCAAUCUCAGCAUACAAGAUUGUCUCUGGGGUAUCUACAAGGCAAUGCAGAAUGGCCUCUGUGACAUGAAUGAGUUCGACAUCGAGGACUACGAGUACUACGAGAAAGUGGAGAAUGGGGACUGGAACUGGCUUACGCCCAACUUCAUCGCGUUUGCGUCCCCUGUCGAUCCGGCAUGGCUAAAGCGAGAGAAAGACAAGCGCGAGCAGGAGAACCAGGCCGUGGUGCCGCCAUCUCCCACGAAGGCAGUGGCGUUGCAACGCAAGCUGCCCACGCCGUUCCAGAACUGCUUGGACUACUUCGAACGACAAGGGGUCAAGCUAGUCGUGCGACUUAAUAACCCAUUGUACGACGCCCAGGUCUUCAAAGAUCGUGGGAUCAACCAUCAGGAGCUAUACUUUGACGACGGCACGAACCCCACCGAUGAGAUCGUACGGAAAUUUAUCGACAUGGCAGACGAGGUUAUCGAGAACGGCGGUGUUGUGGCGGUACACUGCAAAGCUGGCCUAGGGCGGACAGGUACGCUCAUUGGAGCGUAUCUCAUCUGGAAGUACGGUUUCACGGCGUCGGAGGCGAUCGCUUUCAUGCGCAUCGUGCGUCCGGGGAGCGUAGUCGGGCCGCAGCAGCAGUAUAUGUACCUCAAGCAACUAGAGUGGACCAAGUGGGCCGCGGUCGACGAGAUGCGCAAGCUACAACAGACGGCUGUCUUUGCGGCGAACAAACUCGUGGCACCCGUCACGCCGCCGAACGAGACGGAGGACGAGAUGGAAGUUUUCACAGAGACCACGACGACGACAGUUGUGAUGACUUCGACGACCUCCGCAGCACCCGUCCCGCCGGUCACGCCCAGCAAACACGUUGCAGCCGCUGCCGCCAAGGCGCACGCCAUUGCUCCCCCCGGACAGCCUCGGAAGACCCCGGCCACAAAGCGAGUAGCGUCGGACUCGGACGCAGAGGAGGAAGCCGACGUCCUCCCCGCCCUCGGCGUGGCACCCGGCCCCGUGCGGAGAACAAAGGCGAAGCCGGUGUCGGCGCGGACCGCGUCGCAGCGCGUCCCCGCUUCGGAGCAGCGACCGGUCCGUGUCACUCGCUCGGCGGCGACCAUGGCGGCGAAGAAGGUCAGCACUGUGCUCGGGGCGAACAAGACGACGAAGGCCAACGGACAGCCGAACAAGAUCCCCAGACUCGCGAAGGACACCUCUGCGCGUGGGGCGGCGACCGCGGCGAAGGACGCCGCUCUGCCGUCGGCCCCUGCGGCGAACAUGACGAUGCGGCCGUUGAGGCCAAGACAGCCUGGUUCGCCGACUCCAUCACGGCUCCCCACCCUCGUUGGCAAGCGCAUGCAUCACAACUCUACGGGCUCUGUACAGGAGUCGCCGGCGGCAGCUGCGGCAAUCGUCAAGGCGGCGGGCACCUGGGUCGCAAACAACACUUCGUCGGUCGUCAACCCCGCGUCGAAAUCGGAACGACCGAACUUGCGCAGCGUGCGGCGGCGACGAAGCAGCUUCAGCGCCGCGGACGUUGUUGCAUGAUUUGGCAGAGCAAGACGCGUCAAGCAGGGCUUGGACGCUCUCCGUGUUACAUUCGGCAUAUCGGUCUACAUCUCUCACCCAUCUCGUAACGUCAACUGGAUAUCGAUUCUGUUCUGCAAGUCACGCAACGUUCACAAUCCUUCUAUCUGUGAAUAUUUAUCGCUGUCUUUGUAUACACUCGCUUCACUAUUUCGUUAUCAUCUUAUCCCCGUCGUUCUUUGCACACCGCUGUUACUCUCCCGUCACCCCCGCCUCGAUCCGUUCACCGCACUGACUCACUGCACGUCACAUCGUCGCUAUCAUGUUUUCACGGGAAGAUUUACUCUGAUUUACGAGGACUUGUCUAUAGUUGUGGGGGCAUCUACGGUUCAUCGCACUUUGUACAUCACUGUCGCGCACCGAUCAG
Molecule: messenger RNA, 2448 nt
Organism: Dichomitus squalens LYAD-421 SS1
Lineage: Eukaryota; Fungi; Basidiomycota; Agaricomycetes; Polyporales; Polyporaceae
Product: phosphatases II
Exons: 5
Coding region: 24-2042 (672 amino acids)
Biological process (GO): protein dephosphorylation; microtubule cytoskeleton organization; positive regulation of cytokinesis
Cellular component (GO): centrosome; spindle pole; mitotic spindle
Molecular function (GO): protein tyrosine/serine/threonine phosphatase activity; protein serine/threonine phosphatase activity
Source: RefSeq, a predicted model, not a curated record